This is a messenger RNA of Leptosia nina, 1068 nucleotides long. The record is from the annotation of a GenBank genome assembly. Lineage: Eukaryota; Metazoa; Arthropoda; Insecta; Lepidoptera; Pieridae.
AUGUCUAAGACCUGGGCUCUGAUUCCGUUUCUUCCCGAACACGAUUUUACUCGACGGCAGAGUUUAUAUGAAGUUAGAAAAAUACCAAAUGUAUGGCUAAGUGUAGAAUCUCAAGAUUAUGGCCCCGGCUAUGGAGACGAAUGGCUGUAUUACUUCGACGAAAACAACACUAGACACAUUAUGAACUUCUCUUUGAUCCCGCGAACAACAGCCGGAAUGUUAUUCGGAGAUGCUUACUUUAAUCUUUAUACUAGGGACAAUAGAGAUUCACCAGAACGCCUAACUGUUCACAAAAGCAAUGAUUCUCUGAUAUCCAGCAAAUUUUUCAACAAGGCAAACGAUGUCAGAGUUAUAACACAUGGCUGGCUUUCAUCGGACAAAAUUGAAUGGUUGCAAGAUUUAAAAACAUCCCUCCUAACGGAGUACGAUUUGAAUGUCAUAACUGUUGACUGGAGUGAACUAUCGGAAAAUAUAUUUUAUCCUUGGGCAGCGCUAAGUACGCGAUACGUUGGUAAAAGAGUGGCGCAGUUACUAAAUGCUAUUAUACAAACUUACGACGUUGAAUCCGAAAAUAUCCACCUAAUUGGUCACAGUUUGGGUGCUCAAGUUAUGGGUUACGCUGGUAUGUUCUCCAAUAGAAGUACGUUCAGAAUAACAGGCUUAGACCCAGCGCGGCCUUUAUUUGAAAUACCUAAAUUGCCCGCCGACUUCGUUUUGGAUAAAAGCGACGCUACUUUCGUUGACAUUAUCCAUACGGCGGCCGGUACAUAUGGAUAUUUGAGAAGCUAUGGCCACGCAGACUUCUAUCCUAAUAAAGGUACUGAAGUGCAACCAGGAUGCGGUAAAGAAAGUGUAUGCAGUCACGGCAGAGCGUGUGUUUAUUUCGACGAAUCUGUUUUCUACACAACUGAAACCGGCUUCUUAUCAUAUCCGUGCGGCAGCUGGAAAGAGUAUGAAAACGGAAAUUGCAAAGAAGGCGCGGUUAGCAUGGGAUACCCAGCUCCUAGUACGGCCAGAGGAAAUUAUUAUCUCAGAACUAGAAACGAGUCUAAGUUCGCAGACAUGUAG